Molecule: messenger RNA, 1857 nt
Organism: Solea solea (common sole)
Lineage: Eukaryota; Metazoa; Chordata; Actinopteri; Pleuronectiformes; Soleidae
Product: charged multivesicular body protein 4b-like
Exons: 4
Biological process (GO): vesicle budding from membrane; late endosome to vacuole transport via multivesicular body sorting pathway
Cellular component (GO): cytoplasmic side of plasma membrane; multivesicular body; ESCRT III complex
Source: RefSeq, a predicted model, not a curated record
AUUUUGUUACUUCUUAGUCUCUGUUUUUGUGACAAUCUAUUCCUCCUGACUUGUCGUCCUCUCGUCUUUGUGUCCCCAGCGGCUCUCCAGGCUUUGAAAAGAAAGAAGAGGUAUGAGAAGCAGCUCCUUCAAAUCGAUGGCACGCUGUCAACCAUUGAGUUUCAACGGGACGCUCUGGAGAACGCCAAUACCAACACUGAAGUGCUUAAGAACAUGGGCUUCGCUGCCAAGGCUAUCAAAUCUGCACAUGAAAACUUGGACAUUGAUAAAGUGGAUGAACUGAUGCAAGACAUUACAGAGCAGCAGGAAAUGGCCCAGGAAAUCUCCGACAUCAUCUCUAAACCUGUCGGCUUUGGGGAGGAGUUUGAUGAGGAUGAGCUGCUGGCAGAGCUGGAUGAGCUAGAACAGGAGCAGCUGGACAAAAACCUGCUGGAGAUUGGAGGACCAGAGAACGUACCCCUCCCCAAUGUGCCUUCUACUUCAUUACCUUCCAGACCUGCCAAGAAAGAAGAGGACAAGGACGACAUGGAGGACCUGCAGCGUUGGGCAAUGGAAGCCAUGUAAAGGCAGCCUCCGCCAUGUCAUACCUGCAUCACAGAGGGAAGAUGGAGGAACAACAGAAUAAAUGAAGGACUGAUAUGAUGUUGUGCGAGUGUUUAAGUGUGACUGAGAAGAGCUGACUGUCCAAUUAAUAUAACACUAGAAAACAGCAAGAAAAUGCUAUAAAAUCACUUUUUUUCUGCCCCCUUCACUUCCUAAAUCAGGGAAUCCCUCAUUGCUCAAUGAAAAUGAGCCAGUCAGAGGCUUUAAAAAUAAAGCUCUGACACUGUACCUUGGCAAAGAUAACUAACUGUUUUAACCUUAGACACAAAACUAGCAUUUCAUGGUCCUUGUUUUGGUCAGGGCUGUUUCAGCACAUACCAAGCUCAUGUUGAAGUGUGCUAUUAUGAACUCUGUGGUGAAGUCAUGGACUUGUCAGUUUGUUUGAUUACAGUGUGGCGUUGUAAACAUCACUGGAUGACACGGGACAUUUUGUUGAAGUUUAAUCCUAAAAUAUGUGUUCCUAAUUGAUUUUACCUGUGUUUGUGAUGUCAUAUUUGCUGGAUGUUUUUCUUUUAUUCUUUUUAGACAAAAAUAACUUUGUUUUUUUUUUGUUAUUAACUGCUCUGAAAAUAGGAGAGCAUGAAAACAGCUAAGCAUGUGCUUGGUGAAGAGGCUUGAAGCUGUGUGAAUCUGAACCUCUUUAGUUUCUGACUGUGUGCUUUGUCUCCACAACUUUGUUAGCAUUUCAGUAACUCCCUCUUCCUCAAAGGCAUUGCCACCAGUGGUUCUUGUUAUUUGGUGUAAAUAUCUGAAAUGUUUCUCUUUUUAUAUACACUAUAUUUCUGCAGUCUUUCUUUUGAGUUUGUGUAAGCAUGCAACAAUGGAAAGUCACAAUAUGCAUCACAACAACACACAGCUACAAGAAGAAAUUUGACAAAAAAUGUCAUCCUGCUCCUUCUGUCUGUCUUUUUAAUGGUCCUUCUGUUUCAAAUUGUAUGAUGUAAAAUAGUAACAAUGAUAAUAAUAAUAACAAUAAUAAUAAUAAUUAUGAUAAUAAUAAUAAUGAUAAGCUACUGUCACACUUUAUUAACUGCAUCCAGAUGUAGGUUGAGUGGUAGGUGGAAACAUCAGCGUGUUUUUAAGUUUCAAGAGUUACAUUCUUAGUUUUUCAUUAUGUAAGUUUUUUACAUUAAAAAAAAAUGAAAAACAGCACAUGAAAAGGAUGGACACGCAUGUUAGGAUUUCAGUGUUUAUUUAUCCAGAUGAGAUAAUAUAAUUUGCAAAAUCAUUAAAGGUUUUUGAUUUGUAAAUUAA